CAACGCCCUGCCUCACUGACUUUCGGGGAGUAGUAAGUUCCGGGUUCCUUUGACUGAAAGCUGUUCUGUUAUUACGAGGUUCGCCCGCGUUGAUAAUGGCUUUAUUACUGGAUAACGAAUUCAAAGAGUUACCUGCUGACAAAACGCUCGACACGAAGUUAUUCCUGGAGUCGGUGUCCCAUCUCCCCCCUUUCUUCGAUUGUUUGGGAUCUAAAGUAUUUUCACCUAUCAAAUCGGACAUUAGUGGAAACAUAACGAAAAUCAGGGGAGUUUAUGAGAAGGACCCGGUGAAAUAUGCCACGCUCCAGAAGAUUCUAGAAGCAGAGAAAGAAGAAUAUGGGACGGAAUGGCCCAAAGUUGGAGCAACUUUAGCACUCAUGUGGCUAAAGAGGGGUCUCCGUUUCAUCCAGAUCCUGUUGCAGAGUUUGGCAGACGGGGAGAAAGAUGAGACCAACCCCAACCUCAUCCGCGUCAACAUCACCAGGGCGUACGAAGAGACACUCAAGAGGUACCAUGGCUGGAUUGUCCAGCAGAUCUUCAAGACGGCAUUGAUUGCUGCGCCCUACAAGUCGGACUUCCUCAAGGCUGUGUCGAAGGGUGAGGUGAUCCAGGAGGAGGCGUGUCUGGUGAACCUGCGGCAGUUCCUGGUCAACUACACCGCCACGGUGGACGCCAUUUACGACAUGUACACAGCGCUGAACGCCGAGCUGGACUACAGUGUUUGAUGCCAUCACGAGACACUACCACAGGACUCUACCUCCUGGUCCUGUCUGUGACCACUCUGAUUGGUUCCUGAAUCCGCCCUGGUUUUGCAGCGUGCUGUAAAGCGUUCGAUAAGCCCUCUAAAAGGUGUCAGAACAUUCUGGUCUUCUUAUCUUCUUUUUAUUUAACAAUCAAAGAAGGAGUAUUUAUUGUUUGAAGUCUUUGCUCUAAUAAUGAAUAUAUGCUUCUUAAAAGAAACGUGUGCCUUUGACCAUUGAAGUCCGAAAUUACAGAAACUUUUACAACGGAAACAACAAUGCUACAGCAUUCCUGUUGCUAGAUGUCAAUGUGUGCUGAUUCAGUUGGGUGACAAGAGCAUUGUAGGCUUAUAUUGAGAUCUUAGAGUUAAAAAAUUAACUUAACAAAACAUACAUAUUUAGUGUAUUUUGCUUCAAAGCAGAAACCCUUGCCUCACUAUAGAUGACGAUGACGAUUGAGUCAUUAGGGCAUUACAACUCACUAUUUAUGCAGAACUGUCCACACUAUUUAGUGGAGACAACCUCUUCUAUUUCUCUUUAAUUUAAUGUCACCUAGAACCUGUCAGUCUACAUCAGUAGGAUCUUUAUCUGCCAUCUGCAUUUUUGCAGACAAAGCACAAAUUACUAGAAUUUCCACUGCUGCUUGGGCAUGCAUAUUUCUGAACGGUUUGUGAUGUGUCUCAGGCAAGAAGGCGUGUUUUCGAUUAGUCAGGGUUUCCUGCAUCCCUUUCUGACAUUAUGUUUCAAUGACGUGUUUCGCACACCGAGGAGAAAAAGCACAGAAGGAUAGGAAAUCGAAUUUAUAUUGUUUUUAGAAGAUGGUUUUGAGUGCAUAAAAUAAAUGACGAAAAGUAAACUGAUCAAAUAAUGGUAUUUAAAAAUGUCUCAGUAGGCAUACACUACAUUUAAAUAAUGUUUUUGUUGUACAUUGCUCAUCCAAUACAAACUAACGGGAUCUUCAGGGUGUAGGCCCAUUCUGUCCACUAGGCGGAGACACUUGCUUACUUUGGUAUGUAAGUCAAUAUCUGCGGUUCCUAGAAAGUCGGCAGGGAUCAUGCUCUCAUGUCUUUUUGUUUGUGAUUCUUGUGUGGUUUUUAAUAAAUAUAUUUUCAAAGCUA
This is a messenger RNA of Gadus macrocephalus (Pacific cod), 1858 nucleotides long. RefSeq names its product glycolipid transfer protein-like. Gene Ontology annotation, cellular component: cytoplasm; membrane; cytosol. Bases 96 to 725 code for a protein of 209 amino acids. Gene Ontology annotation, molecular function: ceramide 1-phosphate binding; ceramide 1-phosphate transfer activity. Gene Ontology annotation, biological process: ceramide transport; intermembrane lipid transfer. The record is from RefSeq and is a predicted model, not a curated record. NCBI's taxonomy places the organism in Eukaryota, Metazoa, Chordata, Actinopteri, Gadiformes, Gadidae. The transcript has 5 exons.